This is a messenger RNA of Penicillium waksmanii, 798 nucleotides long. RefSeq lists its product as uncharacterized. The record is from RefSeq and is a predicted model, not a curated record. NCBI's taxonomy places the organism in Eukaryota, Fungi, Ascomycota, Eurotiomycetes, Eurotiales, Aspergillaceae. The transcript is spliced from 2 exons. Bases 1 to 798 code for a protein of 265 amino acids.
AUGACUGUCACCUAUCGCCAUGGCAUCUCCAUUCUCGAACUCCUUAUCUACCUGCCCUCCUUUUUCCUCUCUGGCUUCUUGGUCUAUCGCCAUGGCUUCCGUCAAAAUAGCGGGUUUUUAUUCAUCUUCACAUUUGCGUUGGCCCGGAUCGUAGGUGCCUGCUGUGACCUCGCAACAAUCGCCCACUAUACCUUGGGGCUUUAUAUCGCCGCCGCCAUUUGUAUGGCAAUUGGACUGUCCCCUCUUAUGCUUGCAUUGACUGGGUUUCUAUCUCGAGCAAACCUUUCCAUCCAACACAAAACAGGAAAACUUGCUCUCCCCGAAUUCGUCUUCGUUGCCUUCCGUCUUCUCGUUACCGUUGCCAUGAUCAUCAGCAUCGUGGGAAUCACAGCCAACAUGUCUGAAGAAGGCCUCGCACACCCCGAUAUCAAAGCCAAGAUUGGUAUGAUCCUGUAUCUUGUUGCAGGUGGACAGCUCUGCCUCAUGACCGCAUUUAUGGCCAUGCACAAAGCCUCCAUUCAACGCGGGGAGAAGCGAACCGUUCUUGCAGUGGCCAUCUCGACGCCAUUUAUUAUGGUCCGUCUAGUGUAUGCUGCUCUGAUCUGGUUCCUUCAUGACUCCACCUUCAGCAUGAUUGGCGGCAAUGUCACUGUGCAACUUGUCAUGUCUGUUCUGGAGGAGUUUGCGGUUGUUAUCACUUGUCUUGGGGUGGGGAUUACCUUGAGCAUACGCAGAAAGGACAAUCGUGCCUCUGUGGAAGCCCCCUUGACAGAUUACCCUUCCCAGUCUAAACCUUAA